Xyrauchen texanus (razorback sucker) is the source of this 3950-nucleotide messenger RNA. Its product is annotated as homeobox protein aristaless-like 4. NCBI's taxonomy places the organism in Eukaryota, Metazoa, Chordata, Actinopteri, Cypriniformes, Catostomidae. The record is from RefSeq and is a predicted model, not a curated record. The transcript has 4 exons. Bases 246 to 1334 code for a protein of 362 amino acids. Gene Ontology annotation, molecular function: RNA polymerase II transcription regulatory region sequence-specific DNA binding; DNA-binding transcription activator activity, RNA polymerase II-specific. Gene Ontology annotation, biological process: regulation of transcription by RNA polymerase II.
CCAGGCACUUCUCUCUCCCUCUUAACCUUAAAAAGGCUUUUUAGCAUUUGCUUUGCCUAGUCUCUGGAAAACAUCUGAAUCAUUUUAACUAACUCCAGCUGUCGCCCUGGUGUGGGUGUGUUAGAAAGUGAGUGCAUGGCCGUAUCUGAAUGAGAGGAGACUCGCGCGAGGGUGACGUUUAGAUAACAAAAAAGAAAAAAAAAAAAAAAAAAAUUGAUAUUUUUGCGUCUCUUUUUUCUCUCGGUAUGAACGCAGAUACGUGCGUCUCAUACUGCGAAAUGACAUCCAUGGAUUCAUAUUAUUCAUCACCAUCGGGGCAAGGAAGAAUCCAGCAGGCCAAUCCUUACAGGACAUUCCAGCCGAGUGACUUGAAAUAUAGUCCCACUUUUUUGCCAGGCAAAGGUCAAGUUUACGGGGACAAGCCGAGGAGCCCAUACCAACAGGAGUGCCAGCCACUGGAUGAUGGCACACAAGAGAGCGCUUAUAAGUACCAUCUAUUCAUGCAAAGACCCACAUGCAAAACUCCCCCCGAAGACAGCAAACUCCACCAGGUCGGCGCACUUAUCUCCUGCUAUGGUAAAGAUGGCACUGGAAUGACAGACACAGAGUUGCCUCAAUCUGCCGAUCCCACAGGUAUGGAUAAUAGUUACAUCGAUGUGAAAGACCCUGGAGUCAAAGGCACUUCAGAGCAUCCUGUCUCUGAGCUUGGCAGUCCUCUGAACAAAAGUGAACCCGAGAGCAACAAAGGCAAGAAGAGAAGAAAUCGUACCACUUUCACCAGUUACCAGCUGGAGGAGCUGGAGAAGGUUUUCCAGAAGACACACUACCCAGAUGUCUAUGCCCGGGAGCAGCUGGCUCUCAGAACGGAUCUCACAGAAGCAAGAGUGCAGGUGUGGUUUCAGAAUCGUCGUGCUAAAUGGAGAAAAAGAGAACGCUUUGGUCAGAUGCAGCAAGUUCGGUCUCACUUCUCAACAGCCUAUGAGCUCCCUCUUACAAGACCAGAAAAUUAUGCACAGAUUCAAAAUCCAUCAUGGCUAAGUGGCAGCAGUGCAGCCUCACCAGUGUCUGGCUGUGUUGUACCCUGUGACACAGUAGCAUCCUGCAUGACCCCUCACCCUCACUCUGCUACUGGCUUGUCUGAUUACCUGGGUAUGCCCAGUCCUGGCGGGAACAUGGGACAAACGCACAUGGGCAGCCUUUUUAGCAACCCGGGAGUGUGUGGAACCAUGAAUAGCUUUGAACUCAACGCUGAACCAGAUCGCAAAUCCUCCAGCAUUGCCAGCCUGCGCAUGAAGGCAAAGGAACACAGUGCUGCAAUCUCAUGGGCCACAUGAUGCUCUCAUCUGGGGCACAGAGGACCAGACAACCUCAGCCCUGAGCUGUCAGCACUAAAGAGGUGAAAUGUAUGCCAUCUGGAGCCAAUAUGGACAAUAGAAAUGGAUACCAGCAGACUUACAAUACUCUGCUUGGAGAAGCCUUCAUUUUUUUUCUUUUGUUUUAGAGGAAGUGAAUGGUGCAGUGGGACAGGGCGUUUAAAUGUGAGGAAACUGAUUUUAUCAAGAAAAUGACUUCUGCUGGAGCACCAUCAAAAAUAUAUUUCAGUAUCUGUAACCAGACAUAAAGGGUAAAAAGUUGACUUUACAAGGGUGCAUCAGUUCAAGUGUGCUUACCGUCUCCUGUGACAUGACUGAAACUAGAAUGUAAUUGAGUUUUCAUAAUCAGUGAUGAGUGCAGAUUCAGAGGUACGAUUUUACACUCUAACCUUACAUUUUGACUCCAUUGACGAUUAGGUUUAGGGUUGGGGAUGAAGUAAAAAAAAAAAAAUGCAUUUCUCUUCACUGUAUUACAUAAUUUACAGCUGAAAACAACUUGCUUUACAACUCACUUUUGGCACCACUCUGAGGGCAUUUCACUCAGAAAAUGGAGUGUGCCCUUAUAUUAAAAAACUAUUUCUGCUUCGACAGUGGGCAGUGCUUUAAAUAUUGGUAAGCACAGACCAAGUUUAGAUCAAGAAAAGUUAACCUAAUGUUUCCUAAUUCAUUAAAUUUCUGCACAACUAGCGCCACCUAAUGGAAUUGGAAAAUAAAUGUUAGUUUUCAAACAGUUUUCUGAAUACGCCCGUGUCUGCUGUUGACUGAACAAAGAUAGUUCCCAGCUCACCUCAUUGGUAAAGUCACUGUCAAUGUCGGUAUGGACGGGUUGCUCAAAACAAACAGAGGGUGCCAAAAUGUAUAUGGUGCCACAGAGACAGUGUUUACAGUUUUUGAUCAAAUUAACCUACAAUUGGCUUAAUUACAGUUGUCUCUGCAUAUUCAGCUGGAAUAAAAGAAAGUAUUUUAACAAACAAAAAAUUAAAACUUCAGCUUUAAGCUACUGUGCAAUGUAAUUGCCCCUAAACAAGCAUGUAAAUGCAAUUCGUUAUGUACUGCAAAUGCCAAAAUACCUUACAAGUCAUGCACUAUAGUAAAAGUGUUUUGAUGUCGUAAGAUAGCAUUGUGGAUUUCACCAGGAAAUGUCCACGAAACGUACAGCUAACCACAUAAAAACAUUUAGCAAAAAUGUAGGUAUUAUAACGUGUUUCUUUAAGACCAGUCAGGUUUUGAAUGCUGUUUUGGAGAGGCAUAAUCCUGGCACAGAUUUAGUAAAAGCCAGUAACUUCCUUCAAAAUUCUGUCUCCAUACUUUUGUUGGGAAUUUUGCAUGGAGCAGCAUGGAACCAUCUAGGCCUAUCUCAAAAAGUGCUAAAAACACUAAAUAGAAAGGACAUUCAUCCAUUCUACAUUAGCCAAUCAAGCACUAGGAUUGCUCAGAAGAACAGACCUUUUUCAUGAGAUAUCUACUGUGACAAUUUUGGUCAUUUGGUCAAGUUCCAGAAAUACUCCCUUUAAUCACAGCCACAUUCUCUAAACCAGAGGUAAUAGGACAUUGUUUCCAGAUAAAUGUUGGAAUGCUGUGCUUGUUUUGUAUUAGCAGGACAAAGCCCUAUCACUUGAGCUGGAACAUAAGCCUGACUUCAUUCACCAUAGGGCCUUUGCACCAGCACCAGCCCUAGUGUUUAGUGUCAGUCAUGGGCUGUGCAUAGUGGGUCAUCACGCAAAGGCUCUGCUUCAGAAGAGUCUGGAGAAACUCUAGGCUUGGCUGCAUUAUGGUUCACUAGCCAAUAAUGUGUGGCAAGAGGAAACUUGAUUAGAUUGAUAUUUCAUGUGCUUUUUUUAUCAGAUUAGGGAGAGGUACAUUCAAGUUUUAAAUUUAAAACUAAAUUAAUACUUCAGAUCCAUUUUAUGAGACCAUUUAAACAUCUAACUGAAAACCAUGCAUGAAGUACAAGUCCUGUUGCUGAAUUAGUCAAAUGAUCUGUCAGUUAUUGUCUCUUCAAAAAUAUGAAUGGCUCCUCUUCUGUAAAUCAAUGAAAGCAAAAAGCACUUUACAGAGUUUCUGAUUGAGAGGAGCCUUACAAAGCUUAAUUGUAUUUUAAAUUUGACAUUCAAAGGUGAACUGGUCUGUCCAAUUCUUUCCACAUUAAAUGCUUAGAAUCACAAAGUGAGAGGUCUAGUCAGUGAUAUAAGGUUAUUUUUUUCUACAGCAUGGCACCAUUGCUCCUCUAUCAUUUCCUCAGUGUAAAUACUACUGAGAUGUGCAGUUAAGCUUUAUUUUAUCAUCAGUUCUUUGUGUUUGUACAGCAAGCACUUUGGAUAAUAUGAUGAUGUGCUUAUUAUGUGUGUUUUAAUGAAUACAUUUAAUGAAUGAUAUCAUUUCCUGGUUUGGUCAUUAUUCUUGAUAACAUAACUAAUUUUGUUUUGUAAAAUGAUGUCUACAUUUACCCUGAAAAUAUGAUAUGAGUUUGUAUUGUAUGUCUCUGAUAUAAUGCAGGCAUUUAAGACCAGAUGGUGUUUUGAAAUAAAUUAAAUUGAGAUGGAUAUGGAAACGCUUAUGACUAAAUAAACACAUUUU